CCUGUAUCUGUUCGGGUCUGCCCUCAGCCCCGUCGUCGUCGGUCGCUCCCCUCCAAGCCCAACGACAUGGCCAAGAAAACCCGUCGAGCCUCUGAAAGAUCCGCCCACCCAAGCGCCGGCAGGAUCUCCCACAAAUCGACAAAGGCCGCUACCCGCACGGCCAGACGUCCUGCUGCCACCUCCAGCGUCGCUACUGCUGCUGCUGCUGCCGCGGCCGCUUCGGAUCAGCAGCCGAGCACCUUCUAUGAGAGCAGCCCGGCCAACCACUACCGAACGCCUCAACAAACCAAGAUCCUCGAGAAGGUCUUUGCUCGCACCAAGGGUAUCUGUCCGCACGGCGAUACUCUGGAGCAGCUCGCCUCGAUCUUGGAGCUAAGACCCGCGGAUAUCAAAGCCUGGUUCAAACAGGCCGAGAAGGACUCUGGCAAGCAUAGCAAACCAAGGCUCCCUCGAAAACCCUCGACUCGAUCGGCAAUGAACCAAAGGCAGAGCCCGCAUACGCCCCUCGUCCCGCCGGACCCAACCGAUGCUACUACGCUCGAUCCCGCAUCCCCGCUUUCGACCAUUUCGGAGACUUCUGCAGGCGGAUAUACAGACGAACCGAUCGCGCGUGCAUCGUCGGCUCUCGACUCGGGCACGCGGCUGCCUCCGUCGCUGACUCCGUCUCCCACCAGCAAACGCCCGUCAUCGUCCAGAAAGCCGGGUGCCGGCCGCGCCGAUACCGCCUACAGUCCCGAGCCGGCUCCCAAGAAGCGCCGUGUAUCGUCGCCGUUGCCGUUGCCGUUGCCGUUGCCGCUGACUUUGGAGCCCUCGAGCAUUCAAAACGACUCGUCGGAGCAUCAGGCAGCGACCGCCCCUCGCCGCUCGUCUCGUCUGCGGCAGCCUUCUCAACCAGCGCAUCCGCUACCAUCCGGACAGAAGGAUGCUGCUGCUCUUUCGUCCCGAUCUACCCGAAGCAGUGCUGCGAAGCAGAGCUUGGUGGCCGCCGCCGCUGCUGCUGCUGCAUCUCCAAGAAGAACCAGCAGCCGAUCGCUGACCCCAACCCUGGCAGCCGAAGCACGCCUGUCGACACUCCAAAAUCUUACUCACGCCAGUGCCCUCUUGAGCAGUUACUACGAGCUGUUCCGCGGCAUGAGGUCUGGCCCAACCGAGCGACGGUGGACACACCACGAUAUCUCCGUCGAUGCCGGGAGCAGAUCGCAAGCCCCCAUGUCGUCAGAGAGCAGGAUUUCGACGGACGUGUCCGAGUCGACCCCAGCCGACGCAUCGACGACCGAGAUUGGCCUCCAGCCGGGAUCGCAGAGCCUCUCCGAUGCUGGAUCCCAGCCGCAAUGUGAAGGCUUUGCAGGGCCGCCAGAGCACACCAAAAACAUAUUCUCGUUCGGCAUGAGCCACCAGCCCCUCAAGGCUUCGGAAUCGGUCGUAGCCCCGAAACAGCGCGGCAGCAGCAUCGAUCUGUCACAACACGGAGCGAGCGACCAAGACGACGAUCUAUUGGAGACUCUGUUUGCCUCGAUCCGGAGUCGGAUGCGCGCGAAGGAUGAGAAGCUGCACGCACAAGAGAGUGCGUGCUCGGAGCUCGCCGACGAGUUGGCCAAGCUUCGGUCCGAGCUGACCCAAUGCCGGAGACAGCUGUACCAAGCCUCGGACAGCAACCAUGCGCUGCAGAUCGUUGUUUCCGAGAAGGAUAAGACCAUCAGCCAGCUUGUCGAAGAGAAUCAUAUGCUCAAGUCCCAGACGGCUGCGCUUCCUGAGCAGCCGGUCCAGAACGCCCCGAGCGGAAACACCAGUGCCGAGACCAUCGCGGCCUAUGCACACGAUACUCGGCCUUCCAAGAUCCUGGUGGAUCGAAAUGCUGCUCCUGACAAGCCACACGGAAGCAUCCACCGCCCAUUCUUCGAAAAGAGCCGAGAGCACAUUCCAGAGACCAGCUGGGGCGAGCUUCGUGACUCGACUGAGUUCCCGCGGUCUCUCAGUGCAUCGUCGGUAGGAUCGCCCCUGCACAAUGCUUUGCCGCCCUCACGAUCAGAAUGGCGAUCGAGAUACUCGGAAGAGUCGCCCAUCGAAGAGCUCAGGGGAUACGGGUAUCCAUUCAAGCGCGGCGAGCUGCCUGCAGGUAUACCGUCGGCUCAAUACGCUGGGGCAUCCGUCCCGAGAAUGCACGGCCACGGCCACGGCCACAGUAUAUCUGAGAGUAGCUUCCAAGACACCGAUCGCCGUGGCCAGGCACCUGCUACCCGUCUGCCCCCAAGAACUCAGUAGUUCGCGCUCACUUUGCGGCUGCAGCAAGACAUCUCAAUCCAACCAUCGCCCAGGAGGCUCUCCGACAGAGCCUUGAGCGCACGCUGCCGCCGCUGGCCCAGCAAAUUUUUGUUCAAAACCAAGCGCUCUCGAUGCGCGCCCCACUCACAACCUCCUUUGAAGCUGCCCCAGUCUCACAUCGCGCAUAUUACUCAACGACACAACCACACGUGCAUACUCUUGACCUUCAUCUCGCCGCCCGAGAAGCAAGAGUCUUUCAGUGGCCACCAUGUGCACAGACAUGGCGGCCACUUGAGCCGGACGGUGCUGAUCUUCUGCAGCAGAACUGCGAUUGUCUGGCAAAGCCACGGAUGCAGUCCAUUCCUGCAACCAACACACAAAACCGAAUCAAAAAUAAAGAUAGCCAGAU
Messenger RNA from Polychytrium aggregatum, 2671 nucleotides. RefSeq lists its product as uncharacterized. NCBI's taxonomy places the organism in Eukaryota, Fungi, Chytridiomycota, Chytridiomycetes, Polychytriales. Gene Ontology annotation, molecular function: DNA binding. Bases 67 to 2262 code for a protein of 731 amino acids. The record is from RefSeq and is a predicted model, not a curated record. The transcript is spliced from 2 exons.